Messenger RNA from Tetranychus urticae (two-spotted spider mite), 4878 nucleotides. Its product is annotated as H6 family homeobox. Gene Ontology annotation, biological process: regulation of transcription by RNA polymerase II. Lineage: Eukaryota; Metazoa; Arthropoda; Arachnida; Trombidiformes; Tetranychidae. Gene Ontology annotation, cellular component: nucleus. The record is from RefSeq and is a predicted model, not a curated record. Gene Ontology annotation, molecular function: DNA-binding transcription factor activity, RNA polymerase II-specific; RNA polymerase II transcription regulatory region sequence-specific DNA binding.
UCAAAGAGUAAAGAAGAAGAGACUGCGAUUGAUGAUAUCCAGAUUUGUUGCUGGAUAAUUGCACAAGUGGUGCUAGUAGUCAGAGAUCCUUUCUUUUCUCUCUCUUUUUAAUCAAAAUUAACAAAUUUAAUCAGUUAAACAAAAUUGAUAAUUAUUGAAAAUUACAAAGAGAAAAAGAAAGUCUCUUACUACUAGCACCACUUGUGCAAUUAUCCAGCAACAAAUCUGGAUAUCAUCAAUCGCAGUCUCUUCUUCUUUACUCUUUGGUCUGGUUACUUUGUCUUUUGGUUAUCUUUUUGCAAUUCAUUGUUUAAUGUUACUUAAUUGAAUUGAUUAAUAUUGAUGUAUUUAAAACUUAUUUUACCAUGUUUACUGAUUUUUUAGAUUUUCCUGUCCUUGUUCUUGUCGUGGUUAAUGGAUAAUCAACAAUAAUUUAAUAUGUUAUUUAUACAGGACAAUCCAAUUAUUGAAUUUGGUUUCUCUACCUACUCAUCAAAACAGCAAACCCAUUAUGUUUAAAUGGUUCAAUUUUCGAUUUAUUUGGUUUUGAUUUGGAGCCAUAUUUUGAUGACUUAUAAAUGUAUCAAAUUUAUUUCCACUGUUAUUUGAUAGUCAAAUCAAAGCGUCUAUCGACAUUUCCCAACCAAUUUUACAUACAUUUAUGCUACUCUAUUGACCAGGAUAAAGUGGACUUGAGAAGUGACCGUUUUUCUGGGAUAAAUUCAGGAUUUGGUUUGAACUCUGGACAGUUGCUGUAUGCCCCCAACAUGAAUGAAUAAUUAAUGAGCGAUAACUCUUGUGCAUUAAAUGUGUAAUGCACUUUUAUACCGAUACUUAAGAGUUUAUUAGUCUCAAGAUUAAUCAUCAUCAUUAUUAACGUAAUUCUCAUCUUCUUUUUUCGCCAUUAUGUUGAUCAUCAUCUUCACCGUUAUUGUCUUCAAUAGGUUAAUCAGGUGAAAGCUUAUGAUAAGCUUUUUACUACUGUGACUCUGUUAACUCGUUAUUUGACCAAUUGAAUGGUAAAUAAUUUCAACUCAAUUUAUGAAUUCCUAUUCGUUCCAGCCAAUUAACAAAGUAAAUAAUAAUAAUAGUCAUAAUACAUAAUGGUAACAAGAUGAUGGUGAAAGUAAAAAGAGGGAGACAACCGAAAGCAAAGAAAGUAAAAUGUUUCUAUUGAUGAAUAAGGUAAUAUUAGGUAAAACUAUUUAUUACAUUCAUCAUGAUGAUAAUGUCUUGGAGGAAUUGAAAGGUAAGAAGAGACAGAGAAGGAGACAGAAAAGUGAAAGGUAAAAAGAUGACAAGAAGAAGAAAGAAGAGAAAGAAACAGAAACAGAAUGAAAGAGAAACUGUGUUUUCCUAUAGAAAUAGGAGGUUCCUCUCUUGAAAAGGAUGAUGUCGGAUGAAAAUCAUCCUGGGCGGAGAUAUGAUGAUGAAGUGAUGAACCAAUGAAAUAGAGUGAAUGCUGGUUAAUUCAGCAUCUUUCACCGUCAUCCUUAUCUUCAUCUCUCUCUCUCCUAAUCAUCUCAAUAAACAAACAAACAGACAAAGGUUGUACACUUAAUUUUGUCAAGUUGAACCCAAUAUCCAUAUGAUGAACAAAUGACAACCAGUUUACUUAAACUCAACUCCAAUUGAACAGCAACUCGUUACAAGUAUCAUUUGCUUUUUCAACCGACACUUUGUAUUUCUUACUAACUGUUUAAUAUUAAAUAGAAUGAAUUAAAAUGAUUAAAUUAUUGUCCACCUUUCAAUUAAUCACAUUAUUCAAGUGUCAUUUUGUUAAUUUGUAAUGAGCGCCACAAUUUUCUGGUUUGCCUCCUAAAUUGUUUGUUUACACGUUUGCUUUUCCCUUAACCCUUGGUUACCAUGGAGGAUCGACCUGAAGAAGGUUUGUGUUCCAAUGGAAGUAGCCCUUCUUUAAUUGCUCAAAGUGAAUUAAAUACUGGUUCAACCACCACCAAUACAAUUAACAUUUCAUCAAACGGUGGUAAUAAUGUUAACAGUACUUCUAUUAAUAGUAAAUCGUCUCGAUUAUCAUUUAGCAUAAGUCGUCUACUCUCUAAAUCAUCUUCAACACCACCAACAACAACCUCAGAUUGUGUCCGAAGCUAUGGUAAAGGUUCAACAUCAAUCAUUGUUACACCGACAACAACUCAAUCCAACAAAUCAAACUCAUCACCAUCCAUUCCUGUAACAAUAAUACCCACUUCUCCACCUUCAUCGUCCCUAUCAUCAUCUUCCUCCUCGUCAUCUUCACCUUCCUCUUCACUGUCAAGGAUAACAAUGAUAACACCGUCAACCAUAGGAAACAAUACCAACCAUAUUGGCUCCAAUGCUAAUAAAGAUAUGAUUAUUGAUGAGUUUACGAGAAAUGGUAAAAUGAAAGGUAAUCUUAGUCCAAUUUCGUUUGGAAAUAAAUUGUCAACAACUUUGAUCACAGGGUUAAAUCAUUCAAAUCAUGGUAACAAUCGAUCAACAUCAACAACACCUCCACCUCUAUCAUCAUCAUCAUCUUCCUCUUCAUCCUCAUCAACAACAACAGCAUCAUCAGCAACAACAACAACAAUAACAUCCUCAUCAACCAAUGGACCAACAAUCAACCCAUUGAGAUUUGAUGGUUCCUUGAAAGGUUGUCCUGAUAAAGAUUUUGACAAAUCUAGUAACCACUAUGAUAAUGAUAAUUUAAUGGCUUCCAAUUUUUACCAUCAUUACAUUACCGAUGCUUUUAGUGAUUCAAUGUUGAGACUUCAUGGUGUUCAUCCUCACCAUCCCCACCAUCCUCAUCUUUAUCAUCCCCAUCCUACAAUGACAAAUGGAAAUGAUUCAAAUUCAAUUUCAAAUCAUCCAAGAUCCUAUCAAUCCAAUCAAUUCACUCUGUCUCCAAGUUUAUUCACUUUGAAUAAAUCAGGAUCAACUGUUCUAACCCAGGUUAUGACCACUGCUGCAGCCAUGUUAAGCAAUUCACCUCGAAAGACGACUCCUUGGUAUCCUUGGGCUACAUCAUUUGCUGCGGCGGCUGCAGCCUCAUCUGCAUCACCAACAUCACCCAGCAUGAUACCGACAUCCCAGCAACAAAAUCAACACAAAUCAGAACCUCAUCAAUCAAGCCUUUCAAAUAGAGUCUCAUCAAUAUCAGUUAGCAACAGCAAUGGUAAUAAUCACUCCAAUACCAUGACAAUUAACACUUUACCUAACAACUCUCAUCUUCACCAUCAUCCUCACCAUUUAUCCUUAACUCUUCAUAAUGGAAAUGAUGUCUCGGCUUCUCACCUUUUACACUCUCACAAUCUUCAUCAUCACCAUCAUCGCCACUCAAUGAUGAUGGACAUUGAUGGCCCUAAAUCAGAACCCUCUUCCCCCGUAGCUGGACUUACCAAAUCUGUAGAUUUAUAUCACAACCAUGGAUCUCCUGAUUCGCGGACUUGUUCACCUGAAUCACGAUCAGGUAAAAUGGUUCACCAUCCAGACACUCCAGUUGAAAUUGACAUGGAAGAAGGUGUUUCAUCUGAUUCCGAUUGUGAAUCGGAUAUUGCAGGACACACAAGCUUUGAUAAGGGUAAAGAUGAUGGAUCAGGUUCAGGUCAAGGUAUCAACAGUGGACCCAAUAGACGCAAGAAAAAGACUCGAACAGUUUUCACUCGAAGUCAAGUUUUCCAACUGGAGUCAACCUUUGAUAUUAAACGUUACUUGUCCAGUUCCGAGCGAGCCGGUUUAGCGGCAUCUCUUCACCUCACCGAGACUCAGGUUAAAAUUUGGUUUCAAAAUCGUCGCAACAAAUGGAAGCGUCAAGUUGCCGCUGAACUAGAAGCUCACAGCAUGGCUCAAGCUGCAGCUCAAAGAAUCAGAGCAGUUCCAAUCCUUUAUCAUCCAGGUCCUCCAACCACCAACCACCUUCACCAUCCUCAUGUUCCUUCAGUCGAAAGUUCUCUGGGCUCUUCAGGUCCCCCUCCACACCCACCUCCACCCGGUGCCACUGCAGGUCUUUGCACUGUUCCAACUUCCCCCGGAACUCUUACCAUAACCAAUGGACAUUCCGGUGAUUCAUCAGCUGCUGCAGCUGCAUCCCUUCAGGCCGCUCUCUCAACGUACUAUUACCACUCGGCUUCUGGCUUGAAUCAUCAUGCAAGUAAUUCAGUGGCAGCAGCAGCCGCUGCGGCUGCAUUCAUUUCUUCCUCUACCUCAUCGUCUGUCAACAGCAAUAUCAGCAGUGUAAGUAAUGGCGCUGGUAAUGGCAAUAACAGUGGCAAUAAUGGCCUCGGAACCAACAGUGGAAACGGCAACAACUCAAACAUAGGUACUAGUUCAUCUGGUGGAAGCACAGGAUCAAUAGUUUCAGUUACAUCAAGCCUUCGACCAGCAACAUUACCUAGCUUGGUAUGAGUAGUUAAUGAAAAUUAGUUUGUUUAAUUUGUUUAAUCUGUUUUAACAUUUCAUAAAAAAAACAUUUCAUCGAAAAGUACAACAACCAAUUCCAACAUUCAUCUUUACUCUUCUGUAAACACAGUAUUUCCAUCAUCGAACUCAGAUGUGAUAAUGGAUAUUCAAAAUGAACUUUAUAAAUACUGAACAUGAUAUAAAUAUAUAUUGAUAUUUAAUUACACAUGAAACUAACAUAAAUCGUUUCAUCGAUUUUAACACAAUCUCUUUUAGCCAGCGAAGAAAAUGUUUUCAUGCUUUUUUUUGAGAUUUCAAUUUUUCUCUCCAACAUCAUUAUCAUUAAUCAUCUAACAUUAAUUAAAGAUUCCAUUCCUCUCAACAAUCAACAUCUUUUAACCAUCAUCUCAACAACCAAACCCGUCAACACACACAAGCAAAAAGACAGCAUUUUCAAGUGCCAAUUAACAAUGCUAGGAUAAUCUGUAAGCAAUCAUGCAAAAA